AUGAAGAAGGGAAGGGCCCUGAGGAAGACAAGGGUCAGCAGUGCCCCCCCGUCCCCCAGGUGUGCUCCCCCGGAUGCCGUGGUGUGGCCCCAGUCGGUGGGGCAGGUACAGGAGCUGGCAGCUCUCUGCUACCGCUGCCGUGUCCCCAUGGUGCCCUUCGGCACCGGCACCGGCCUGGAGGGGGGCGUCAACGCCGUGCAGGGCGGCGUCUGCUUCGACCUGAGCCGCAUGGACGCCAUCGCGGAGCUGAGCCUGGAGGACUUCACGGUGGCGGUGGAGCCCGGUGUCACCCGCAAGGCCCUCAACCGCCACCUGCAUGGCACGGGACUCUGGUUCCCCGUCGACCCCGGGGCGGACGCCUCGCUGUGCGGCAUGGCGGCCACGGGGGCCUCGGGCACCAACGCCGUGCGGUACGGCACCAUGCGCCCCAACGUCCUCAACCUACGGGUGGUGCUGCCGGACGGGCGCCUCCUCCACACCGCCGGGCCCGGCCGCCAGCCCAGGAAGAGGGCGGCUGGCUACGACCUGACCUCGCUCUUCGUGGGCUCCGAGGGCACCCUGGGCUUCCUGACGCAGGCCACGCUGCGCCUGCACCCCCUGCCCGAGGCGGCCGCCGUCACCAUCGCCUCCUUCCCCAGCGUGCGGGCGGCCGUGGCUUGCACCGUCCAGGUGCUGCAAGCCGCCGUGCCCGUGGCUCGCAUCGAGUUCCUGGAUGAGGUGAUGGUGGGCGCCUGCAGCCGCUACAGCAAGAUGGAGCUGCCAGUGGCGGCCACGCUCCUCCUGGAGCUCCACGGCUCCCGGAACGGCCUGGCCGAGCAGCAGCAGCAGGCGGAGGAGAUCGUGCAGCUGAACGGCGGCUCCAGGCUGGCCUGGGCAGAGGAGCCGGAGGAGCGCGGGCGGCUGUGGGCCAUGCGCCACGACGCCUGGUACGCUGCCCUGGCCCUGCGGCCCGGCUGCCAGGGCUACUCCACGGACGUCUGCGUGCCCAUCUCCCGCCUGCCCGAGGUGGUGGUGGAGACCAAGCGGGACCUGCAGGACUCUGGCCUCACCGGCCCCAUGGUGGGACACGUAGGUGACGGCAACUUCCACUGCAUCCUCAUCUUCGACACCCAGGACCCGGAGGAGACCCGGCGUGUCCAUGCUUUCACCCAGCGCCUGGGCAGGCGGGCGCUGGCGGCGGGGGGCACCUGCACCGGGGAGCACGGCGUGGGGCUGGGCAAGCGGGCGCUGCUGCUGGAGGAGCUGGGCCAGGAGGGGCUGGACACCCUGCGCAGCAUCAAGGCGGCGCUGGACCCCCACAACCUCAUG
Calidris pugnax (ruff) is the source of this 1308-nucleotide messenger RNA. RefSeq names its product probable D-lactate dehydrogenase, mitochondrial. The record is from RefSeq and is a predicted model, not a curated record. Gene Ontology annotation, molecular function: D-lactate dehydrogenase (cytochrome) activity; FAD binding; D-lactate dehydrogenase (NAD+) activity. NCBI's taxonomy places the organism in Eukaryota, Metazoa, Chordata, Aves, Charadriiformes, Scolopacidae. Gene Ontology annotation, biological process: lactate catabolic process. The transcript is spliced from 10 exons. Gene Ontology annotation, cellular component: mitochondrion. The annotation marks the transcript as partial.